This is a messenger RNA of Ogataea polymorpha, 783 nucleotides long. RefSeq lists its product as uncharacterized. The coding region runs from base 1 to 783 and encodes 260 amino acids. NCBI's taxonomy places the organism in Eukaryota, Fungi, Ascomycota, Pichiomycetes, Pichiales, Pichiaceae. The record is from RefSeq and is a predicted model, not a curated record. The transcript has a single exon.
AUGGCUUAUGGACUCAUAUUGAACCACGAACUUAACUGGAUCAAGGACCCCUUUGAAAAAGAGCGUCGUCGCCGCAUGGUGUGGAAUAUUUUUGUUCUAGAUAAGAUAUAUGCGGCAGGAGUGCCAGAAUUUGUUUCGUGCGACAUCAAUCUCGUAUCGAUACAUCCACCAUCGACGAAUCCUACCUCAGAGCCCUCACCGUUUCGCACCCAGCUUCCACGCUACGUGGCACCGUUUAAUCUCUUUUCAUUAGUUGUGCAUCUAGCUCAACUACAAUACAACACAAUGAACGCAGUGAAACUUGUUGAGCGUGGUUCUGGAUCCCUUGAAGACGUUGCUCAUGACAUGCAUCUGACAUUGGAUUUGCUUCCGGAUAAUCUUCGUUAUUCUGCUGCCAACGUCGAGGCACUACCUGCAAGUCAAAGAUCCCUCUUCAUUAACAUGCAUCUUCUGCUUCUGCUCAAUCAAUGCAACUUGAAUAGACUUGAGGGGCCUGCACGAUCGCUCGAUCUAGCACUUGCCAUUUCUUCGAUUGCACGCGAUAACAGUGACAUCCUUGCAAACUCACGCACAACUAUCACGUUGGCAUUUGCACUAUUCGAAGCGUCGAGAAUUAUGCUUCAUGCUGGCAUCGAUAUGAAAUCAAAUAUGGAUGUUAUUACUGGCGCAAAAUGGGCAGACCCGGACGUUGUCAACAUAUUCCUGCGAGAUCUCGGCGCCGACCGCCAUUUUGGGGGUCUUCUCUCGUUUUCCGAGCUCCACCCAGCCCACAAUCUUUCUUGA